This is a messenger RNA of Drosophila persimilis, 2582 nucleotides long. RefSeq names its product sphingomyelin synthase-related 1 (gene SMSr). Gene Ontology annotation, cellular component: endoplasmic reticulum membrane; Golgi membrane. Gene Ontology annotation, molecular function: sphingomyelin synthase activity; ceramide cholinephosphotransferase activity. Bases 215 to 1987 code for a protein of 590 amino acids. The transcript is spliced from 4 exons. NCBI's taxonomy places the organism in Eukaryota, Metazoa, Arthropoda, Insecta, Diptera, Drosophilidae. Gene Ontology annotation, biological process: ceramide biosynthetic process. The record is from RefSeq and is a predicted model, not a curated record.
UUUAUAAGUUGCAAAAUUAAAUGUGCUUUACAUCAAGAAAUGCUGUAAGCAGAAGAAAAAAAAAUUCGUGCUAUGUACUGCAGCCAGCCGUCGAAACAAGUGCGUGCCGUCGUUUAAAAUGAUGCACUAAACGAUGAUCUAAGAACAAAAUCUAAAAGCAGUGGAUAAAUCAAAAGUGGCAGCAAUAAGGGAACGAAAAAAGAAAGCUUCAACAAUGUGCGACGGUGAAAUUUGUCAGUUAGUGACUCAGCAGCAAGCAGGGCAGGCCUCGCCGCAACGCAUGAACGGCGGAGAAGUGGAAAUGCCACAGGAUCAGGGGCCACCAGAGAAGAGCCAUUCGCGCGUGACCAUCGGCAACCCCGCCGUGAUCAAGACACUAGAGGCCAGCGACCCAGCGGAUCCUUGUAAAGUGGCUCUCUGGGGGCUGGACGAAGUGGUAAACUGGGCCACUAUGGAGAACUUCUCCGAAAUCCUGAUUGGUUGCAUGCGCGACGAACUCAUUGAUGGCGAGGUGCUGCUGGCCCUUACCGAGGAGGAUGUCCGGGCCCUGCGCUACAACCUGGACUACAAGCUCUCAUUUGGCGAGCUCAAAAAGUUCUGGAUGGCUCUCUUCAGGCUCCAGAAGCUGGUGAAGCACAGCUGCGCCUCCGUGGAAGACGACCCCCUGAUGACCGGCCUGCCACAGAAAUCCUUAUCGCAGCAGCUGAUUGGAUCCGUUGGUCCGCCCUUGUCAUGCGCCUGUCCGCCGCCACGGCCGUUAGACUGCCCCAGCUAUGUGUCCGACUGCGAGACGUAUUUGCGCAUGGGUAGAGGCUCCGUAGCCCCAGAGUACUUUAAAACCGCCAUGAGCUUAGGUUACUCGUUUGUCGUGACCUGGAUAACGUCGUUCGUUAUGGUGAUUGUACACGAGCGCGUUCCGGAUAUGAAGCGCUACCCGCCGUUGCCGGACAUCUUCCUCGACAACGUGCCGCACAUUCCCUGGGCCUUCAACAUGUGCGAGAUCACGGGAUCGCUGCUGUUCACCAUUUGGCUGUUUGUCCUGAUCUUCCACAAGUACAGAAUGGUGCUGCUGCGGCGUUUCUUUGCGCUGGCCGGCACCGUCUUCCUACUGCGCUGCGUGACCAUGCUGAUCACGUCCCUGAGUGUGCCGGGCACACAUCUGCAGUGCAAUCAGAAGGACUUUGCCAUCGACGAUACCAACGUGGAUAUGUUGGGUGCCCUGCUCAUGCGCAUGACCCGCGCCUAUCGCAUCUGGAGCGGAUUGGGCAUGUCGAUACAGGGCGUGCGAACGUGUGGCGACUACAUGUUCAGUGGCCACACAGUUGCCCUGACACUGCUCAACUUUUUCAUCACAGAAUACACGCCACGCAAUCUAUACUUUCUGCACACACUCACCUGGCUGUUGAACAUGUUUGGAAUCUUCUUCAUAUUGGCCGCCCAUGAGCACUACUCCAUCGAUGUGUUUGUGGCCUUCUACAUCACCUCGCGUCUAUUCCUGUACUACCACACGCUGGCGAACAACAGGGCUCUCAUGCAAAGCGACUCGAAUCGGACGCGCAUUUGGUUCCCCAUGUUCAGCUACUUCGAGAGCAGCGUACAGGGGAUAGUGCCGAACGAAUUUGACACGCCCGGGACCCUUAUCAAUGGCCUGAUAGAACAGAUAUUCAAGGCCAAGGACCUAAUGAUGGGGGGAGCAUAUCGCUACUAUAUGGAGAGACAUCUGUCCGCCAAAUCAUCGUUGCAUAUAUUUGGCAGCGAAUCGGAAAGAUUCCUACAAUUCGGCUACAAUUCGCGGCAGACGCCGAGCAGCACGAGUGGCAUGGUGACACCGGUGUCCAGUGCAUCGACCACAACUCAAUUCCAGGCACAGAACAUGAAUGGCGGUGUCAGAGAUGUCAGCCUUGACCCCUACGCCUCAAGUGCCAGCGAGACCUCGGCCCAGACGCUCUACAACGAACCGCCGAUGCGGGAGAAGAAGGUGCUAUGAUUCACAGCCAUUUGGCUCUUCCAAGGGGCAUGGCCCGACACUCUCAAAUCCAUUUACCGAUGCCGUUCUUCGUAAAGCAAAAAAAUGCUGAAACAAAAAACCACACCGACUGAUAUUUUUAUUUCGAAACCUACAUUAAACCCCUUCCCGCAUUACAGCUCAGCUCCCCUGUAAGUGUGCCCUAUCUCCUUCUAUCUCUCUCUCCCUCUCCCUCUCCCUCUCUCUGCAUUCUACCAUUCGUAGUGCCUUCCGGGUGCAUGUGUGUCCCCCAGCUCCAGGAUGUCAGAGCCUAGCCUUUCCCGAUCGGUCCUUAAUUAACGUAUUAUUUUGAAAAAUGAAACCCUAUUCGCCGGCCGAUGUUCUGCCCGGGCGAUAGAGCAGCCAGCUAUUAAUCAUAAUCCCUCCUCAUUCCGUUCAACAAAGCUUUGAACUAAAUGUAUUUAUUAUUGAAGACUUCUUUAAAACAUUUUUUUAUAAUUGUAAGCAUGUGAAACAAGUGUAUUUUUAGUUAUUUAGUCUUAAGCUGAGAAAAAUUUUGUUGAACGCACACAAAAAAUCAAAAAUCAAUAAAUCCUUACGAAUAUUCUCAGAGAAA